Molecule: messenger RNA, 651 nt
Organism: Arachis duranensis
Lineage: Eukaryota; Viridiplantae; Streptophyta; Magnoliopsida; Fabales; Fabaceae
Product: protein MAIN-LIKE 1-like
Exons: 1
Coding region: 1-651 (216 amino acids)
Biological process (GO): meristem development; meristem maintenance
Source: RefSeq, a predicted model, not a curated record
AUGUAUCUCGAGCAUGUGACGACAGCAGGGUAUGCGUCUGAACGAGAAGUACAUUCCGUACUUGCAGAUGGCCGGCUUAUACCAUCUUGUAAGCUGAACAAGAGAUGGUUCAGACUGGAUGAGCCCCUGGUCAGUACAAUCGUUGAGCGCUGGCGUCCGGAGACGCACACAUUUCAUAUGCCGUUCAGAGAGUGCACCAUUACACUGCAGGACGUGGCAUACCAGUUAGGCGUGUUGAUCGAUGGACGUUAUGUUAGUGGUUGCCUGACAGAUUUUCAAACGUACAUCCAGGGUGGUCCGCUAGCUUGGGUGUGGUUUCAGGAGUUGCUGGGUGUGUUACCUGCUGUUAACCAAAUCCAGAAGUUUGCAGUGAACUGCAACUGGUUCCAGGAGACCUUUGGAGAGCUCCUUGAGGGAGCCGAUGAGCCCACAGUUAGGAGGUAUGCCCGGGCCUAUAUAAUGAUGCUGUUAGGGACUCAGCUAUUUGCUGAUAAGUCUAGCAACCGCAUUCAAAUUAGGUGGCUCCCAUACGUAGCUAGGCUUAAGGACAUGGGUGGCUAUAGCUGGGGAUCAGCUGCUCACUCGUGGUUAUACCGGUGCAUGUGCUGCAUGGCGAAUAGACAUGUGGUGAAGUUAGCCAGACCGUUAUAG